Messenger RNA from Pseudogymnoascus verrucosus, 720 nucleotides. RefSeq lists its product as uncharacterized. The coding region runs from base 1 to 720 and encodes 239 amino acids. Gene Ontology annotation, biological process: protein phosphorylation. Gene Ontology annotation, molecular function: protein kinase activity. The record is from RefSeq and is a predicted model, not a curated record. The transcript has a single exon. NCBI's taxonomy places the organism in Eukaryota, Fungi, Ascomycota, Leotiomycetes, Thelebolales, Thelebolaceae.
AUGAUUCCAUUUCUCAGUGGAGACCUAAUUGAAGCACAGUUAAGGCCAACAAUUAAUGGGUUUCCGCUCUGCCAUCCUGAUCUCAGUGCAAGUAACAUCUUUGUCGAUAAUGACCUUAAUAUUACUUGCAUCAUUGACUGGGCAUUUGAAUCUACCGUUCCUGUCUCCACGGCUCUUAUGACGCCAGGUCUACCGCAUCCUCGGGAUGGCACAGAACCGUACCUCGACUCAGCGUUCAAGUCUGGUUUCAUUACCAACGGCAUCUACAACGAGGCAAAGCUCGAUUUCAGGCUAUGGAAAUGCACUCGUAGGGCAUGGCUCUUUACCCGCCUAACUAUUCUCAAUGGCAUACAGGAUUACUGCUAUUUUAAGGAACUGUACACAUCGGCCUAUAAACCAGCAGAGGGAAUCAAUAUACCUGCUCUUUUCAAAGCAUCGCAGAAAGGCCACAAGCUUAUUGAGCUUGCUAAAGAGCUGGCAGAUGACGAAGAAUGGGCACCUGAGAUCCUGAAAGACGAAGAGGACUACUUUUCUGUCAUUGGCAAGAUGGAGACACCUGAUGUGGGGAGGAAAGAAGCUGCCCUAAUAGGCAUUGAGAGACGUGCAAUAGCGAGGAAGAUCACCAUGGUUUCAGGACUAAGCCAAGAUUUUGUGGCGGACGAGAGGCUUUGGCGCUGGAUUGAGAAAAUGAAGAGAGACCGGUCAAUUUAUGCCACUUAA